Molecule: messenger RNA, 486 nt
Organism: Amborella trichopoda
Lineage: Eukaryota; Viridiplantae; Streptophyta; Magnoliopsida; Amborellales; Amborellaceae
Product: antimicrobial ginkbilobin-2-like protein
Source: RefSeq, a predicted model, not a curated record
AUGCGCCAAGACUGCAAAGCCUGCGUCGAGAAUGCCACCAUUGAAAUCAGCCACCUCUGUCCUGGCAAAGAGGAAGCAAUCGUUUGGUUCGACAAUUGUCUCUUGCGUUAUUCCGACAAGGAUUUCAUCGGCGAAGUAGAUGAGAGCAACAAGUUUUACAUGUGGAAUAUCUAUAAUAUCUCUCAGCGGCAAGUGUUUAACAGGCACCUUGGAGAACUCAUGUAUGAGUUGUCCUCGAAAGCAUCUUCCUCGCAUUUCUUUUUUGCAACUGGAGAAGUUGAAGUGAGUGAGAAAAAGAUAGAGGAAAAGAUAUAUGGGCUGGUUCAGUGUAGCAGGGAAUUAAGUGAUGGGGAGUGUAAGGCGUGUUUGGAUAAUGUUAUUAAGGAUAUCCCUACUUCUUGUUAUGGAAAAAGAGGGGGAAGGGUUCGACUGGGAGUUGUAAUGUUAGGUACGAGGUUUACCAAUUCUAUGGCACAUAUGAAAUAA